ACGGGCACCCAGCAAAGAAGUGUGCACUGAAGUCAUCCAGAACAAACCCCCUGCUCUCCUGGUGUCAUCAAAGUAAAGGGGCAUCAUGAGUAUUGAUCCUGAAAUGCAGUGUUUUGGCCCGGCGGCCAUUUACCUCCGGAAGCCAGAACGAGAGAGAAUCGAAGCUCAAAACACUCCUUUUGAUGCUAAAACUGCAUACUUUGUGGCCGAGCCCACAGAGAUGUACCUGAAGGGGAAACUUAUUAAAAGAGAGGGCGGCAAAGCCACAGUGGAGACCCUGUGUAAAAAGACUCUCACUGUGAAAGAAGAUGACAUCCAUCCCAUGAACCCUCCAAAGUACGAUAAGAUUGAGGACAUGGCCAUGAUGACCCACCUCAGUGAGCCUUCUGUGCUGUAUAACCUCAAAGAGCGCUAUGCAGCCUGGAUGAUCUAUACCUACUCAGGGCUGUUCUGCGUCACUGUGAACCCCUACAAGUGGCUCCCAGUGUACGACGCAGUGGUUGUCUCAGGAUACAGAGGCAAAAAGAGGAUUGAGGCUCCACCCCACAUCUUCUCCAUCUCUGAUAACGCCUAUCAGUUCAUGCUCCAAGAUAGAGAAAACCAGUCAAUCCUGAUUACUGGAGAAUCCGGUGCAGGAAAGACUGUCAACACUAAACGUGUCAUCCAGUACUUUGCGACAAUCGCAGUGGCUGGAGGAAAGAAAUCUGAUCAGACUUCUGGCAAGAUACAGGGGUCACUAGAAGAUCAAAUUAUUGCAGCAAACCCACUGUUGGAGGCUUAUGGUAAUGCCAAGACUGUGAGGAAUGACAAUUCUUCCCGUUUUGGAAAGUUCAUCCGAAUUCACUUUGGGACAACUGGAAAGCUGGCUUCAGCUGAUAUUGAAACAUAUCUGCUGGAGAAGUCUCGAGUGACAUUUCAACUGUCUGCUGAGAGGAGCUACCACAUCUUCUAUCAGCUCAUGACAGGCCACAAACCUGAGCUGAUAGAGGCCCUCCUGAUCACCAAAAAUCCAUAUGACUAUCACAUGAUCAGUCAGGGUGAAAUCACAGUCAAAAGUAUUGAUGACGUUGAAGAAUUCGUCGCCACUGAUACUGCCAUUGACAUCCUGGGCUUUACUGCAGAAGAGAAGGCGAGCAUCUACAAGCUGACUGGAGCUGUGAUGCAUCAUGGAAACAUGAAGUUCAAGCAGAAGCAGCGCGAAGAGCAGGCUGAGCCCGAUGGCAAUGAGGUGGCAGAUAAAAUUGCCUACCUCAUGGGUCUGAACUCAGCUGAUUUGCUAAAAGCACUAUGCUACCCCAGAGUGAAGGUUGGAAAUGAGUAUGUGACCAAAGGUCAAACUGUUCCUCAGGUCAACAAUUCCGUCUCGGCUCUCUGCAAGUCUGUCUAUGAGAAAAUGUUCUUGUGGAUGGUCCCCCUGAACGACUCAGUGGUUCAGCUCUACCAGAAGUCUGCAGUCAAACUGUUGGCUCACCUCUAUGCAUCACAUGCCGCAACAGAAGCUGAGGGUGCUGGGAAAAAAGCUGGCAAGAAAAAGGGUGGGUCUUUUCAGACAGUAUCAGCUCUUUUCAGGGAGAAUUUGGGCAAGUUGAUGACCAACUUAAGGUCCACUCACCCUCAUUUUGUACGUUGUUUGAUUCCAAAUGAAUCAAAGACUCCUGGUCUCAUGGAGAACUUCCUGGUCAUCCACCAGCUGAGGUGUAACGGUGUGCUGGAAGGUAUCAGGAUCUGUAGGAAAGGUUUCCCCAGCAGAAUCCUCUACGGUGACUUCAAGCAGAGAUACAAAGUUUUGAAUGCCAGUGUCAUUCCUGAGGGACAAUUCAUCGACAACAAAAAGGCCUCAGAGAAACUCUUGGGUUCUAUUGAUAUUGACAAAACUCAGUAUAAAUUUGGACACACAAAGGUGUUCUUCAAAGCCGGUCUGCUGGGAGUUCUGGAGGAGAUGAGAGAUGAUAAACUUGCAAAACUGGUCACAAUGACUCAGGCUCUCUGCAGAGGUUUCCUCAUGAGGAGAGAGUUCGUCAAGAUGAUGGCGCGAAGGGAGGCCAUUUACUCCAUCCAGUAUAACAUACGCUCAUUCAUGAAUGUCAAAACCUGGCCAUGGAUGAAGCUGUACUUCAAGAUUAAGCCUCUGCUGAAGAGUGCAGAGACUGAAAAAGAGAUGGCCCAAAUGAAAGAAGACUUUGGAAAGAUGAAAGAAGAUCUGACAAAGGCUCUGGCUAAGAAGAAAGAACUGGAGGAGAAGAUGGUUUCUCUGCUGCAGGAGAAGAAUGACUUGAUGCUGCAAAUUCAGUCUGAGGGUGAAAACCUCAGCGAUGCGGAGGAAAGGUGUGAGGGGCUCAUUAAAACUCUGACCAAGGCUAAAGUCAAGCUGGAACAGCAAGUGGACGAUCUUGAAGGUUCUUUGGAGCAAGAAAAGAAGCUUCGUAUGGAUCUUGAGCGAUCAAAAAGAAAGCUUGAAGGGGAUCUUAAACUGGCCCAUGAAACCAUCAUGGAUCUAGAGAAUGACAAGCAGCAGUCUGAUGAAAAAAUAAAGAAGAAGGACUUUGAAACAAGCCAACUUCUUAGCAAGAUUGAGGAUGAGCAAUCACUUAGUGUGCAGCUUCAGAAGAAAAUCAAAGAACUUCAGGCUCGUAUUGAGGAGCUAGAGGAAGAGAUCGAGGCUGAGCGGGCUGCUCGAGCCAAGGUGGAGAAGCAGAGGUCUGAUCUCUCCAGGGAACUUGAGGAGAUCAGCGAGAGGCUCGAAGAAGCUGGUGGAGCAACGUCUGUUCAGAUCGAGAUGAACAAGAAGCGUGAGGCCGAGUUUCAGAAGCUGCGCCGUGACCUGGAAGAGUCCACCCUGCAGCAUGAGGCCACCGCUGCAGCUCUGCGCAAAAAGCAGGCUGACAGUGUGGCAGAGUUGGGAGAACAGAUUGACAACCUCCAGAGAGUCAAACAGAAGCUGGAGAAAGAGAAAAGUGAAUACAAGAUGGAGAUCGAUGACCUCAGCAGCAAUAUGGAGUCUGUCGCCAAAUCAAAGGGCAAUCUGGAAAAAAUGUGUCGUACUCUUGAGGAUCAACUGAGUGAGAUGAAGUCCAAAAAUGAAGAACAUGUGCGACAGCUGAAUGAUAUUGGGGCACAAAGGGCAAGGCUGCUAACAGAGAAUGGUGAAUUCAGUCGCCAGCUGGAGGAGAAAGAAGCCCUGGUCUCUCAGCUGACAAGGAGCAAGCAGGCUUACACUCAGCAGAUUGAGGAGCUCAAGAGACACGUUGAAGAGGAAGUUAAAGCCAAGAACGCCCUGGCUCAUGCUGUUCAGUCAGCUCGUCAUGACUGCGACCUUCUCAGAGAGCAGUAUGAGGAGGAGCUGGAGGCCAAAUCUGAGCUGCAGCGUGGAAUGUCCAAGGCCAACAGCGAGGUGGCUCAGUGGAGAGCCAAAUAUGAGACUGAUGCCAUUCAGCGCACUGAGGAGCUGGAGGAGGCUAAGAAAAAGCUUGCCCAGCGUCUUCAGGAUGCAGAGGAAUCUAUUGAGUCUGUAAACGCAAAAUGUGCCUCUCUGGAAAAGACAAAACAGAGACUCCAGGGUGAAGUGGAAGACAUGAUGAUCGAUGUGGAGAGAGCUAAUGCUCUAGCUGCUAACCUCGACAAGAAACAAAGGAACUUUGACAAGGUUCUUGCAGAGUGGAAACAGAAGUAUGAGGAAAGCCAGGCAGAGCUGGAGGGAGCUCUAAAAGAAGCUCGUUCUCUCAGCACUGAGAUGUUCAAGAUGAAAAAUUCGUACGAAGAAUCUUUGGACCACCUGGAGACCUUGAAGAGAGAGAACAAAAAUCUGCAACAGGAGAUCUCGGAUCUGACUGAGCAAAUUGGGGAAAGUGGAAAAACCAUUCAUGAACUGGAGAAAGGGAAGAAGAUUGUGGAGACUGAGAAGUGUGAACUACAAACAUCACUUGAAGAGGCAGAGGCUACCCUGGAGCAUGAGGAAUCCAAGAUUCUCCGCAUUCAACUUGAACUCACCCAAGUCAAGAGUGAAAUUGACAGAAAACUUGCAGAGAAGGACAAGGAGAUCGAGCAGAUCAAGAGAAACAGCCAGAGAGUGAUUGAGUCCAUGCAGAGCACUUUGGAUGCUGAGGUCAGGAGCAGGAAUGAUGCCCUGAGAAUUAAGAAGAAGAUGGAGGGAGACCUGAAUGAGAUGGAGAUUCAGCUGAGCCACGCCAACCGCCAGUCAGCCGAAGCCCAGAAACAGCUGAGAAACGUGCAGGGACAGCUUAAGGAUGCGCUUCUGCACCUUGAUGAAGCCAUUAGAGGCCAAGAAGACAUGAAGGAACAGGUUGCCAUGGUGGAGCGCAGGAACAACCUGAUGCUGGCUGAGAUCGAGGAGCUGAGAUCUGCUCUGGAGCAGACGGACAGAAGCCGCAAAGUGGCUGAACAGGAGCUGGUAGAUGCCAGCGAGCGCGUGGGACUGCUGCACUCUCAGAAUACCAGCCUCAUCAACACCAAGAAGAAGUUGGAGGCUGACCUUGUCCAGAUCCAGGGUGAAGUGGAAGAUGCUGUCCAGGAAGCCAGAAAUGCUGAAGACAAGGCCAAGAAGGCCAUUACUGAUGCCGCCAUGAUGGCAGAAGAGCUGAAGAAAGAGCAGGACACCAGUUCUCAUUUGGAGAGGAUGAAGAAGAACCUGGAGGUGACAGUGAAGGACCUGCAGCACCGCCUGGAUGAAGCUGAGAAUCUGGCCUUGAAGGGCGGAAAGAAGCAGCUUCAGAAACUGGAGGCUCGGGUUCGAGAACUGGAGGCUGAAGUUGAUGCUGAGCAGAGGCGAGGUGCUGAGGCAAUCAAGGGAGUGCGGAAAUAUGAGAGAAAAGUAAAGGAGUUCACCUAUCAGUUUGAGGAGGAUAAAAAGAAUAUUGCCAGACUUCAGGAUCUGGUGGACAAGCUGCAGCUGAAAGUAAAGGCCUACAAGAGGCAGUCUGAGGAGGCUGAGGAGCAGGCCAACACUCACCUGUCCAGGUACAGGAAGGUGCAGCACGAGAUGGAGGAGGCUCAGGAGAGAGCUGACAUCGCAGAGUCUCAGGUCAACAAGCUGAGGACAAAGAGUCGGGAAAUUAUCAAGACCAGGGAAGCAGAAGAAUAAGGAAGAAAUCCUGGUUAUACAGUAGCAAGAAGCCAUACAAUAUGACUUACUUGUUCACCCUAGCAAGUGAAAUAUGCUGUGAUAACCUAAAGUCAAUAAAAUGUAGUUUGUUGCA
Etheostoma cragini (Arkansas darter) is the source of this 5213-nucleotide messenger RNA. RefSeq names its product myosin heavy chain, fast skeletal muscle-like. Gene Ontology annotation, molecular function: cytoskeletal motor activity; actin filament binding; ATP binding. Gene Ontology annotation, cellular component: myosin complex. Lineage: Eukaryota; Metazoa; Chordata; Actinopteri; Perciformes; Percidae. The record is from RefSeq and is a predicted model, not a curated record. Bases 86 to 5098 code for a protein of 1670 amino acids. The transcript is spliced from 40 exons.